UUUGCGAUAAUUCAUUUUGUUAUUCUUUCUUUAUUGCGUUUCCGAUUAAUGACUGCUAUCCUUCUUUCAGCUUCCAUUACGAGCGGCAUAAAUCUUUCUUCUCCGUUUUUCUCGGGAAGCGUGGGAGAACCGCAUUUACCUCGCGCCUUCGGCUCGCCCGCAACAAGUGUUCCCUAAUCGAUAACAUGCCCUGCGAGACCCUUUCAACGACGCCAUGAGUUUCACAGGAGUUAAUUCGUACUUCACAUUUCUCAUGUCAGUGCCAUCGCUGCGGCGGAACCGGCGGCCGUCCACGGGAACAUGGUCCAGGAGGUUCUCGCAGCUAGCACCGCCGAGUGGUGAUCGCCAACUCUCUCGCGAAGCGGAACAAAAUUGUGAUUUUCGUGGCGGCGUGCACUAUGUGCCGCAGGGUGUGAAGAGACCGUGUUACGUCACGCCCAGGAACAUCUAUGGGCCGUAAACGGUGGUGGCGAGGAGGUCUGGUGGAGCUCUUGGUGCUCUGUGUCCUCUAUCACGUCGUCAUUCUCGCUGAUGGCAAUGUUGGAUGCCUAUUUAGCGAAAACAUAUGCGACCCCGAGGCGGAAAAGUGCUUUGACGAUCUUGCGUUUGGCAAAUGUAUACCUCGGUACACGAAUUUAGAAAACGAUGAUUUAUAUCGAUAUAAUCUCGAUAAAGGUGAAUUGGAGCUAUUAAGACUGCAACUAGAGAAACUGGAAUCCGACGGGUACAAGUGGAAGCAUCCCUUUACACAAUGUAUUAUGCAAACGUCGCUAUAUAAUCUCCGGCAUGGACGAGACGAUCCCCCCGAUAAACGUCUCUGUGAAUACCUAAAAGAAUCAAGUUUCGAUGAACAAGAUGGACUUAUUGACAAGGUAAUUCCAGCGGUCGCCAUACUAAGAAUAUCCACGGACAAUGAAAAUCCUGAGAGUAAUUUGGCCGAUGCUCUAUAUCGUUCCACAGACAUCGAGAACAACAGAUCGCCGACUUUUUAUGGCGAACAAGAAUUAUUACCGUACAAUUGGAAAUCCAUCGGACCUUACAGAUCUGAAUAUAAGAACUGGUAUACCGAUAAGAACGAACAGAAUUCAGUCAAUGACGAAGAAUACGAGUACAGAAAAUACUUAUCGAAUGACGUAGACGAGCAAUUAUAUCCACGCAGGAUGCGUCGCUACAGCUUCGUCGAUGGAUAUAGAAAUGAUGGUAUUGAACCACUCAAAGAUCUGGAAGACGAAAAACUGCCUGAAGAGAAUGAUGACAAAAACUUUUAUAACAGGCAGUUUUUAUCUGCCGACGAGUUUGAAUUUUUGCCAAACGAAAAAUCAUCGGAUUAUACGUUGCUAGAACCUUCCUCCGAUGACGAGAAAAAUGAAAGAGAAUACGAAAGAGCCUUUUCCAAGAAAUAUAAACAUCGAAAGAAACCACCGCACCUUGAAUUCCUCGAUUCUGAUGCAUCGACGGGACUGGAUAAUGAAAAGAGGACAGCGAUCGAACGUGAUGAGGUUGAUUACGAGGAUGGUGGAACUGACGAAAAUAAUUCGGGAGAGCUCGAAGAAUCCGAUACUUCUUCGAAAUUAAACGACAUGUACACCGAAGGAGGAGUUAUGCGACCUUUGAGACAUAAAACUGACGCGAGUGGGACUUUGUAUGAUGAGGUAUAUGAUGACAAUGACUUGAACGCAUAUCUGUUGAGACGAGAAUUGGCUGGCUUCAAGCGCAGAGAACGUUUAGAUGUUAAGAAACCUGGACCGUUAUUUUCGACAAAUAAUUACGCAUUUAAAACCCAAUCUCCGCCUAUCUCCCUCGACAAUGAUUAUUCGGCAUUGGACAAUCAAGAUAAUAACGAAAUAUACGCACCGUUAACGAAAAAAGAACUACGCGGUACGUACAAAACGAAUGAAGACUCAUCAAGAACUUAUAAAAAUGUUGAUCUGGAUUAUGUUUAUAUCAUAUUCGAGCAAGAAUUUCACACAUGGCUCGAAGGAGGACACGUGAUCGCUAAGGUCGAAGAACUCUUAGGAUUGCCUUCCGGGACUUUGACAGAUAUACGAGUAGGUCGCGCAGAAGUAACAUUCAAGGUCAAUCAGAACGACAAAAAUUAUAAUGCUACCGAUGUAGCUAAUAAUAUUGAUACAAUACGUGGCAAAUUACAAGAUGCACUAGGAAUCAGAGUCAUUCGAGCAGGUAUAGGCAACAAGGCUAAAUUACCGGCCACUCUGGAGGUAGCCAAAGAAAGUGAGAUGAACUCUAGUUUGUUCGGUGCGUUGGUGGCCGCUGGCGUCGCAGCCGCGAUCGCGGCCGCGGUGGUUACGCUGAUAAUCGCACGUCGCCAUGCAAAGUGUCGAGCAAAGCUCGCCGGACUGACCACUCCAGACCCGGAGGCGUCCAAAGACUAUCAAGACUUGUGCAGGGCGAGGAUGCAGGCGAAGCAACCGAGCGAAAAGAUAGAAUCGCCGCGUAUCACUAGUCUAUCACGCGAGAACGAGUCUAAUAACCUGCCUUCCAAUCGCUCCAGCACGUCCUCUUGGGGCGAGGAACCUACCCUCUCCAACAUGGACAUAUCUACCGGUCACAUGGUUCUUAGUUAUAUGGAGGAUCAUUUGAAGAACAAGGAUCGCCUGGAUCAGGAAUGGGCGGCUUUGUGUGCCUACGGAGCCGACCCAUCAUCCACGGAGAUUGCGGAAAGCGAAGCGAACAUCCAACAGAAUCGUCCCGGCGCGGCACUUCCCUACGAUCAUUCUCGGGUAGUUCUGAACGAUCUUGCGAACGCCAAUAACUCCGACUACAUAAACGCUUCCACAAUCAAGUCGACGGAUCACGAUCCCCGGAAUCCGGCUUAUAUAGCUACGCAAGGGCCGCUACCACAGACCACGGCUGAUUUCUGGCAAUUGGUUUGGGAACAAGGCAGCGUAGUAAUCGUGAUGCUGACGCGACUCACCGAAGAAGGUCGCGCCAUGUGUCACCGUUAUUGGCCCGAGGAGGGAUCGGAACUCUAUCACAUCUACGAGGUGCAUCUGGUAUCGGAGCAUUUCUGGUGCGACGAUUACCUGGUGCGCUCCUUCUAUCUCAAAAAUCUACGCACCUGUGAGACACGUACCGUCACGCAAUUCCACUUCCUGUCCUGGCCGGAGAACAGUGUACCGUAUUCCACGAAGGCUUUGCUCGAAUUCCGCAGGAAAGUUAAUAAAUCAUAUCGUGGAAGAUCAUGUCCGAUAGUCGUGCAUUGCAGCGAUGGAGCUGGACGAACUGGUACUUACUGCUUGAUCGACAUGGUCCUAAAUCGCAUGACAAAGGGAGCGAAGGAGAUUGAUAUCGCCGCUACUCUCGAGCACAUUAGGGAUCAAAGGCCCGAUAUGGUUGCUACGAAACAACAAUUCGAGUUCGUUCUGAUGGCAGUGGCGGAGGAGGUACACGCGAUUCUCAAGGCUUUGCCGGUACCGCCUAGCGAGAAAUCCGCCACGGCAAGCGGUUCUUCACCUGCGAAAUCGGAACAGUGAAACUAACGCUGGCAAAUCAACCCUAAACAGUAUCAAGAAAUCUGGACGGUUUCUAUUUUAUUCUAUUGGACUUAACAAGAAUUUCAUUGUUUCCUUAUUCAUUUUUUUACGAAUAAAAUUGAAAAGAGUCUAUUUUUUUUUAAUAAUUUUUGAAACUGAUACUUUCACGAUUCAAUACCGAUAUUGAUAAAAAGUCCAGAUAGAUUAAACAAUUAUGCCUGCCAGCUAUUUUGUACUAUUCAGGGUUAAAAUUACAAUCGAGAUGCAAAAGGUAAGAAGUAUCUACUAUUGCAUUUAUUUUGAUGUGUCACGUGGAAAGCCAAGUACUUUUACUAGCUGUUUACUACGAUGUACCCUAUUAAGGAGUAAAGACAAUUCAGUUUUUUUUUCGGUUUAGAAUUUUCUACACGCCCGGUACUUCCCGAUUAAUGCACCUCUUCGCGUGUCAUUAGUUUUAGAGUGCACUAAAACGUCGCGAGCUUCUUCUUUCGUACUCCGACUACUGCUUCUCCGAAGCGCGAGAAAAGAAAUGAUAGUCAAGUCGACUUGAAUUCCUAGAGCACAAGAAAUAUAUAAACGUAUAACCAAAGUUUGCAGUUUUAAGUUAAGUGCAAUGUAUAAAGAGGAAAGUAAGAGCAAGAGACUUGAAGAAAUGCAUUUAUGUUGAGCCAAUCUAAAAUGUGAUGCAUUAUUUUUUUUCUUAUCUACUCUGUAAGAUGACCGUUGACACCGUUUUAUUAUCAUCGCGUACAUCCCUUUCUGCUCAUUCAGAUGCGGCCUAUUUCAAGGAUUAAGUACCUGUAGAGAACAGAUAAACAGACAAACGCAGAGACCGACAUAGAUCGGGAUACGGUUUGCCAGAGGCAACG
Camponotus floridanus (Florida carpenter ant) is the source of this 4363-nucleotide messenger RNA. RefSeq lists its product as uncharacterized. The transcript has 20 exons. Gene Ontology annotation, cellular component: secretory granule. Lineage: Eukaryota; Metazoa; Arthropoda; Insecta; Hymenoptera; Formicidae. Gene Ontology annotation, molecular function: protein tyrosine phosphatase activity. Bases 450 to 3494 code for a protein of 1014 amino acids. The record is from RefSeq and is a predicted model, not a curated record. Gene Ontology annotation, biological process: protein dephosphorylation.